This is a messenger RNA of Salarias fasciatus (jewelled blenny), 3610 nucleotides long. RefSeq names its product EF-hand and coiled-coil domain containing 1 (gene efcc1). The record is from RefSeq and is a predicted model, not a curated record. Bases 86 to 1996 code for a protein of 636 amino acids. NCBI's taxonomy places the organism in Eukaryota, Metazoa, Chordata, Actinopteri, Blenniiformes, Blenniidae. The transcript has 8 exons. Gene Ontology annotation, molecular function: calcium ion binding.
CGCACGGGACGGGCAUGCCUCGAGGAGGAGAGCGCACCAUCUAACCGUCAGCUUCGUGGAAAUAUGGUGGUGCUGGGAGCGGAGCAUGGAUGCCGUUGAUCCGUACAGCCGACCGGCGCGCAGGACGCAAUGGAUCGUCAGCACGCUGGCUUACCACUACGGCCUGGACCGCGGCGUGGAGAACGAGAUCAUCGUCCUGGCCACGGGGCUGGAUCAGUACCUGCAGGAGAUCUUCCACCACAUGGACUAUCAGGGGGGCGGCAGGGUGCCCGUGGAGGACUUUAACAUCCUGUGUGAGGUUCUGGGACUGUGCAGGGACUCGGAGGACACGGAGAGCGCCGGCGUCCUGGACGAUCUGCCCAGCGAGCUCACGUUCCGCCACUUCCACGCCAAACUGUGCGGAUACUUCAGCACCAAGGCGGGCUGUCAGUAUGAGAACGGCCGGCUGCUGGUGGGGAAGGACAGCGAGCACAUCGAAACCCAGAUCCGCCUGCGGAGCCCCCUGAAGCGGCGCGAGAAGCUGCUGUCCGUGGGAGCGAGCAGCGGCGGCGGCGCGUCCUCUCCGCCCUCCCCGGACGCGCGGCACGCCUCCGGCUGCAGGCUCGGCUCGUGCACCCGGGAGUGCUAUGAGGAGAUCGUGGCCCUGGAGGAGGCGGAGGACCGGAUCUCCAAGCUGGAGGACGAAAACACGAGUCUGCGGGAGCUGAUCGAGGACAUGCGGGCCGCGCUUCAGAGCAGCGAUGCCCGCUGUUUGGCUCUGCAGGUAGGGCUGUGGAAAAGUCACUCCAAGCACAGGUCAGAAGACGGCUGCUUCAUCGCUCGCCAGAAACAGGCGGCCCAGAAAAGUCUUCCCAACAGCAGCGUGAAAAGCGGCGCCUACAGCAACCUGAAGAGCCUGCAGAGCAUCAUCCAGGAAGUAGAACUGCUGCGCAGCGCCAGGGAUCGGCAGGUGGAGGAGGCCAUGCUGUGCAGUCAGAGACUGGAGCAGGAGCUGUGGAGCACUAAGGAGACCCUGGCAGCGCUGGAGGACUGCAACCGAGCUCUGAAGAGGGAGCAGGCGGCCAUGAGGAGGAAGGUGGAGGAGGCCCGGCAGGCGCUGCUCAGUGGACUGGGGAAAGUGAAGGAGCUGGAAGUCAAGGCCAGCCACGUACCGGCGCUGCAAAGACACAUCGUCCAGCUGGAAUCUGAGCUGCUCUACCACAGGUCUGACGGGUCGAAGAGCGGCGCCAGGGCCGAGCAGCGGCAGACGGCGACGGGCAUGUCGAGCCAGCGGUGCUGCUCGGGUAGCCAGCACGACCGCCGCUCCCCGACGGGCCGCGCCGUCACCACGCCGGACAAGAUGGAGGAGCAGCUGUUCCGCUCGGUGGAGGGGCAGGCGGCCUCGGACGAGGAGGAGGACAAGUGGACCGGAGACCAGCAGAGGCAGGUGGACGAGGUGAAGAGGAUCCUGACCAGGCUGGCGUGCUGCGGAGAGAGGAGUGACGACAAGGCCUUCAGGAGGCUGAUGUCCAGCUUCGGCAGCUCGAGGAGCGCCGAGACCUGCAGCGCCGUGCUGGAGCUGCUGGAGCGGGUCACCAGGCUGCACAAGCAGCUGGAGCUCAGGGAGAGCCAGGCGGAGGAGGACAUGGAGCAGAUUAAAGACUCGCUGAUGCAGGAGCUGCAGCAGAAGGCGGAGGAGACGGAGCUGCUUCAGAUGGAGCUGCAGAUGCUGGAGACGGAGCGGGUCCGCCUGUCGCUGGUGGAGGAGAAGCUGGUGGACAUCCUGCAGCUCCUCCAGCAGCUCAGAGACCUGAACGUCUCCCGGCGGUCCCUGGGGAAAAUCCUGCUCAGCACGCUGGAGUCCUGCAGCGACCCGCAGCACGGCAAAGCCCACAUCCUGGAGGUGCUCAACGCCCUCUAUCACGAACUGGCUGCCUGCGAGAUCCUGUCCUCCUGCGGCCCUCUGGAGAGGACGCCCAGCCAGCAGUCUCUCAACGCGCUCGUCAUCUCCUGCUGAACAAUGCUGCCCCCUGCUGGGCUCCACCUUUCUCCGGGACACUGGAACCCUGACAGGGGUCAAAGAUCAGGUGUACGAAUGUGUAUAGUGUACUAUAAUGUAGCUUAUUUACUCCACUCACCUUAUGGCCUGUAUGCUAAUGUUAGCCUCUCGUCUGCUUCCACAGCUGCAUUGCACAUAAGUUCAUGACUGAUUCAAGGUUUUUUUCUUUCCUGAAUAGAUUUCUCAAUGUGAAAAUGUUGGAAUAAGCUCAUCUGCAAACUGAUCUGCAAACAAAGUUUCUCUAUCAAAUGUUUGCUUGUUAAAAAGUGAACAUCAUUCCUUCUCAGUGGAGAGAAUGUAAAGCCUCUGCACAGUGCGGCAGUGGUUAGCACGUGCUGUCUCACAUUGGGAAAGUUCGGGGUUUGAGUCUGGCUUGGGCCCGGGGGCCUUUGGGUGUGGAAUUUGUUGGAAGUGUUACAAGCCUCACGUCCCCCAGUUUAUAGAGUACUUAUCUCAAAUUUUACAUCCAAUCAGUAAACAGUAGUAAGACCAUGUACCUAUUGGUUUGCUACGUUUUCCUCAGCUACUCUUCAAAUUAUUCAGAGCAGUCCAGGAUGCCUCGUUUAUUGAGUUAAUCGAUCUAAUUUAACCACCAGUUAGUGUAACCUGACAUAAUAACCAAAGCUAACCAGGGGUCCGUUGUUCUGAGGAGAACUCGGUGGAUCCAUGUAGUUUUGUUUCUACCUCUAACAGCUCAACAAGGCUGUUCUGUUAUUACAUUUAAACACGUUCAGUAACAGGAAGUGGCUAAAAUGUAUCUGAACUCUGUCUAACUUGGACAUUUGAAAGCUUCUCUAAGGCUCUCAGACAUUAAUAUAACGCCAAUCAGCCGAACAGUAUUUUUGUGUGAAUUGUCAUUUCCUGAUAACUGACCGUCUGUUUUCAGUUUAAUGCAGACUUCAUUAGCCUAGCCUACGUAGCUGGUUAGCUAAUAAACAGCAGUAUUAUUCAUGUGUUGAAGUUUACGGACUUUACGGCAUUAUUUAAUCCACAUGUCGGCUUCAUGACAUUAUUUUCAGUCUUGUUGUCGUGCUACCACUACCGACUGGGAAACGGGACUUUCUCGACUAGUGCCUUUAGGCGUUUCUCGCUGCAUGAACCACCUGCUCCUUUUUCUUCUGCUGAUCUGAAGAUACGUUCACUGCUCCCAUUUGUGGUACAAAAUAACAAGACAUGGCAGACUGCAACAUACCAGGGUUACUUAACCUGCUUCUUUUGAUACAUAUCUGAGAAGCAUCGGUGUACUAUAAAUAAAAAAAUGGAGAUUGUUCACUCACAUUUGGUUUAUUAUGUUGUACUGCCUUGGGUUAAUUAAACAUGUAUAUUUUACUUUUAAUCGAGCUCCUCUCCACUACUCAUGUUGCUGCUCGGUAUCAUUAGUACUCACACUCGUAGCUCCUUGUCCUUUAAAGAAGUGGUAUCUGUACAUUCCUACUCUAAACCACUGAGACUAUGACUCAGGUUUGACCCUUGAGGUUCUCUGAGAUCGUUUCACUCUUCAUUCUACACAGCCUCAUAUUUCUCACGGGACCAUUUUGUACCAAACUGCGUUCAGUUGUGAAUAAUAAAUGU